Corylus avellana is the source of this 946-nucleotide messenger RNA. The record is from RefSeq and is a predicted model, not a curated record. Lineage: Eukaryota; Viridiplantae; Streptophyta; Magnoliopsida; Fagales; Betulaceae.
AAAUUUUUGUUGUACCAACAAAUAUAAUAUAUUUAGCAGGAAGUUCAAUCAAUACAAAGGGAGACGGCUAGGGAGGAACUUAGUAGGAGGUUUCACACAAGAACCCUACAGAUUCAAUGGUAAUUUUAAAAAUUAACGAGAAGAGAGAGACUGAAGGAUAAUCCAUGGGCUUACAAAUCCAAAAGCAUAAAUGCAUUUGUAGUAUGGAGCUCUGAAUACAACAAACAGUGAGCAAUGAGUUGGGAUACAGACACUUUUGGGCUCAAGUUGGUGCAACAGAAGGUGUGGGCCUAGCAUCUUCUCGUAUCUUUUCAUACAGCUGCAACCCAUGAAUUCACACAAGCAUACGAUCUCAUUAAGUCAACAGCUAGAGUACUACAGGGAGUAUCAGCUUAGGGUGCUGGAAAUUGCAGGGAGAUCAAAUGCUUCAACAAUAAUAUCUGCUGCAAUCUACUUUCUUAGUGCUGGGAACAGUGACUUUCUUCAAAACUAUUACGUUGAUCCUCUUCUUCAAGUCGCCUAUUCUUUUGAUCGCUUCUCAAACAUUCUUGUGCAAUCCUAUACAAAUUUCAUUCAGGGCCUAUAUGCAUUGGGAGGGAGGAUGUCUUGGCUAUGGAAGACUUUCUCUGCCAUGGAGGACUCUGCAUCUGCAGAGUUCUCUACAUUGGGGAUACUGCUACAUCUUCAUAUUGUUUCUUAUGAACUUUAGGUAAUCAAACUUGUCACUAAUGAUAGUUCAAAGAUAAUGUUAUUUAGUAAAAUGUUAUACAACUGCCAUACAAUUUGAUGAUGUGAUAGUGACUCUUACAAAAAAUCCUAAGUAGUUGUCUAGAAGCUUACUAAAUAUCAUUACUCUAGUUCAAAAUGGAUGCAGAUAUUUUCCUGGUAAUGGAAAUGAUUAGCACACUGACCUCUUCAGUGUUGAAUGGGUCAAAUUGUAAGAUCC